Messenger RNA from Pocillopora meandrina, 494 nucleotides. The record is from the annotation of a GenBank genome assembly. NCBI's taxonomy places the organism in Eukaryota, Metazoa, Cnidaria, Anthozoa, Scleractinia, Pocilloporidae.
AUGAAGACCCAAUAUCCCCUGAAUGGCAGACGUCCCCUCUUUCCAGACGAUAGUCUGGACUAUCAUUACACUAGAGCGAAAAUGGUUGGACUGGGCAUUUCAACUGUACGCGAAAUUGUGACUCAGGUUUGUGAACUAAUCGUUGAUUGUAUUUGACAAAAAUGUGUUAUAAAGCACAUGCCAUCUAUCGAGCAGGACUUAAAGAUCAGAUGAAGGAAAUGAAUGACAGGUGGCAGUUUCCUUUCUGUUGGGCUGCAAUUGAUGGUUGCCACAUUCCGAUUAAAUGCCCACCAGGAGGAGCCGCCUCAUGUAAAGAAUACCAUAAUUUUAAAAACUGUUAUUCUGUGGUGUUGAUGGCCAUGGUAGAUUUAAGAUAUAGGUUUAUUUGGGGCAGCUGCGGCUUUCCGGCUAACUCUCAUGAUGCCAUCAUCUUCAGGCUACGAUCUCUGGGAAAAGUUAAAAGAACAGAAUUUUCUCCCAGAUAUUGGACUUAA